AUGGAAGAUCGAUCGACAGAGAAAGAUCAGUAUGAUGAUCUUGCGUCGUUAUUUUUACCUGAUAUUUUGCAUCCUAUAUCCACCGAAAACAUUAAUGUCAAACAGGAAGAGCUCGAGCAGAGUAGUGAUAUAGGCAAUUUAUUUGGGGGCCAAGACGACUCCACCAAGAGAAAUGACAAUAACGAGAACUUUAGUAAUUUCAUGAGUAACAAUAACUUUAUAAACAACAUUGGAUCCUUAUCGCAAGGAGGAAAUAUUGCAUCGAACGCUGUAAUGAGUGGUCAUAUAAACCAUUACGCCAAUUUCGUCCCAAUAGAAGCAGCAGCUUCUAUUCAACAACUGCAUCAUCCGCUGCACCGUAUGUUUGCACCCCUUAACCAUCAACAUCAGCAGCUAUUUCCAAGUUCGCAUACUCAACCCCAAAACUCCGGAGGUGCUAUGAGAAUGGGGUCACCUUCCAAUGCGGAUUUGAAUUGGUUUUCCAAUCCACCGAGCGGUCUCGAUACUUUUCCCAUGGAUAACAAACAUUUGCAAAGUAUUGACGGGAAUUUUAGAGAAUUUGAUCCUUUUAGUAGCCCAAAUCCAUAUGCGAAUCAAACUAGUGUCACAUCGUCAUUUCCUAGUAUGGAGAGAGGUGCCCCACUGAAAAGUAAUGAAGCAAUUGAUGAAUCCACUACUUUAAAGCAGAAGGAUGUUAAAGACAAAGGUAAGACUAAAAAAAGGGCUAAGAAAUCUAGAGUUACAUCAUCACCUGAAGUGCAUAUUGACUACAAACCUCAUAAAUUAACAAGAUUACUUGAUUUGAAAAAACUGGAGAAUGCUUCCGGUAGUGAUUAUAAAAUUGUUGAUAAAGAUAAUAAUGAGAUUAAAAUGCAAUUUCAGAGCUACUUGACUGGUAGAUUUUUUACAAAUGAUACGGACAAUAAUAAUUACAUCCUUUCCAAGUUAGAAAAUCCGAAUAAUGGGGAAAAAGAUGAUACUAAAAUAUCAAGGGAUCCGAAUAUAAAAAUGGAUCCAAAGGUUAUUUCUUGCUACCGAAGGAAUUACAUACAGAUAUCUAUGAAUAUGAAUUUAUCGGGAUUCUCAAAUGAUGAUGAAGAGAAUAAUAAAGUUUUGAAGCUCCAAACCAAUGAAUAUGGAUAUUCUAUCACACGGGUUAUUAAGUGGUUCAAGGUAGAAAUUUUUGCCAAUACGAAUGUCUCGGAAAUUAGAAAUAUUCCUAUUGUAAUCUAUGAUGAUAACAACCAAAGAGACAAGGAAAGGCCUAAAGAUGAAAUUGAUACCGAUGAAAAUUAUGAUUUUGUAAAUCCGAUUUCCAUUGAUAAAGCUCAAUCAACUAUUACCUUAAACGAAUCGGUUAUUAAGAAUUCUGAGAUAGAUAAUUACUAUACAGUUAAAAAACUACAAUUCAAGAAUGCAACUCCAAAUAAUGGUAACCUAACAUUCCAAAAUUAUUAUCAUCUAAAAAUCAAGGUCAGUGCAAUAGUAGCUGAUUUAUAUUACGAUGAUUAUAUUGAUGAAGAUUAUUCCAGUAAUACAUACAACGAGAGAAACGAAGUUAGUCUAUUUGAAUUGGUAAGUGAACCAAUUAUUGUUAGGGGAAGAAACCCAUCAUUUUACGCUGAUCGUAAAGACAUUUUAAUCAAGGGAAGGUCGAUUAAUUCUAAGGAAAGUUUCAUUAUUGCUGGUCAAGAAACUAAAACAGAAAACGAGGAGGCAAAUUCAAUUGAAGAAAAUGAAGAUCUUCCUGAAGAUGAAGAAGAUGUAGAGAAUGUUCGCGAAGACGAUGAAGAAGAGGAGGACGACGAGACAGAAAAUGAAUCUUCGUCUAAUAAAAGGCUUAAAAGUAACUCUCCGUCAAAAUCGCAAGCGUCUAUCCCUCCAUUGUUAUAUAAUGCGACGUCGUCUUCAUCAAUUAAUCUAAAAUCAAUGUUAGACAAUUCUACAUCAAAAAUAAAUUUGAUUCCACUAAACAAGACGAACAGCAGAUAUAAAUAUUUUCCUAUUUCCAACGUAUAUUAUUUACCACCGAUUAAUGCUGUUUAUUUCCCACAUAGAGCUCAUCAACAAAUGAACAAAGAAUCUGAUGCAACUAAUUCCAAAUCACCAUCUAUAGAAAAUGAUGAUGCAAGCAAUAUGGUAAAUAUUUCAAGCCCUCAACGACGCAAAAAUUCGAAUGUGUAUUUUAGAUAA
Debaryomyces tyrocola is the source of this 2193-nucleotide messenger RNA. NCBI's taxonomy places the organism in Eukaryota, Fungi, Ascomycota, Pichiomycetes, Serinales, Debaryomycetaceae. The record is from the annotation of a GenBank genome assembly.